AUGUCACUCUUCAAAAGUAACCAUGAAGAGGCAGAUACUCGCUUAAUCUUCAUGCGUGUCUUCAAGAUACGAAUGUGGUGGUCGUUGCAAAGGAUACAGAUGUAUUCUGUUCUGAUGGUGUAUGAAUAUUGUGUACAAAAAACAGCACACAAAUGGUAUAUGAAGAUUGACCAUGACAAGUAUGUUGACAUCGGUAAGGUAGCAGACUACUUGGGAGAGGAGAUCGCCACAAAGCUACCAGAUAUACACGCACUAGCUGGGUGUGAUUCCAUGCCCUCAUUUUUCGGUACGGGAAAAGUUAGAUUAAUCAAGAAACUGAUGAAACAAAGUAGCAGUUUGACAAGUGUACUGUAA
Molecule: messenger RNA, 354 nt
Organism: Paramuricea clavata
Lineage: Eukaryota; Metazoa; Cnidaria; Anthozoa; Malacalcyonacea; Plexauridae
Source: the annotation of a GenBank genome assembly